Molecule: messenger RNA, 2822 nt
Organism: Paramecium sonneborni
Lineage: Eukaryota; Ciliophora; Oligohymenophorea; Peniculida; Parameciidae
Source: the annotation of a GenBank genome assembly
AUGCAAGAUAUUUAAGAAGAGCUAGAAUGCCAAUAAGCGAAUCACGAUCAGGCAAAAAUAUACUUUUUCUGUCUAAAUAAAGAGUGUAAAUUUAGUAGAAAAGGUUGUCAUUAUUGUGCUGAAGAAAUCCAUAAAUCUCAUUUAUAAGAUUGUUUUAUGAUUAAGUUUAUCUAAUAAUUAUUGGAUAAUGAAAAAAGUAAAUUGAAAAAAUUUAAUGAGCGUGUCAAUGAAUUAUAUUAAGAAAUUAAUAAAUUAGGAAAGAAAAUUAUUGAUCAGAUUGAUCAAUACAUUAAUUUAUUAAAAGAAAAUGAUUUAAGUAAAGUUGAGGACAUUAUAAAUUUGACUUUAAAUAUAUAUGAUAAAUCAAUAAUUGAGAAUAGAAAAUCGAUAUUUAAAAUUGCAGUGGGUUAAUGUGAAUAAUAAUUAUGGAUAGAAUUUGAUAAUAUAUAUUCUUAAGACUCUAAAUAAUUCUAAAUUGAACUAUGCAAAAAUUAAAGUAUGUGCUAAUAUCAUACUAUAUCAAAGGUGUUUUUCUAUUAAAACAUAAUAAAUAUGAAGAAGCAAAAGUUAAAUUAAAUGAGGCUUAGAAAAUUAGUCCAAAUGAUUUUGCUCAAAGAAGUUUAGGUUUAAGUUUUUUUAAUGAUUUGCAGAUUUAAUUUAAAACUUUAAAGAGCAUGACUGGAAUAUUGUGUCACCUGUAGAGAUGCUUUAAUAGAUGAUACAAAGUUGUUUACAUAUUUAAAUUAAUAAGAAUAGCACUUAUUUAAUAAAACUCGUUUUUCAUGGGUAAAUGAGUAGAAAUCGACAAAUUUUAUUCAUCGAAUCAUUAAUAUUAUGCAACAUAAAACAGUUAAAGAAAUAAAUGAAGCAUUGAAAUUAAGCAUUAUAUUUUACUAAGAAUCCUCUUAAUAUGAUGAUCAAGAUAUAUAAAUCAAUCUUGAGUUUAGUAAAAAUAAACUUAAUUUAAUAAUUAGCAUUUUUAUUAGCUUUAUAUUCACAAUAAGAUUAAGGAAUUAAAUUUUAUGAGAAGAAAUUGCAACAAUCAUCCAAUUGCCAUUUGAUAAAUUUAUGCAAAAGUACCUAUAUUGAAUAUUAAGCCAUCCUUUUGGUAACCAAAAAUCCUGAAUAAAAAACUGCAAUACUUUAAAGCAAUAAGGAAUCUUUGAAUUAAUUUAUGAUAUCAAUCUGUCCUAAAGAAAAUGGAUAUGAAUAACAUUAUCUUCAAAAUCUUAUUUAGGAUUUCAUUAAAAUUUUGACUGAAAGUUAUUUUUUGAAUUAUAAUAGGAAUAUACAAGUUACGUAAGAAUCCAUUAGUUGAUUUAUACUUUAGUAGUAAUAUUGUAACAAAAUCUUUUAGUUUAUCUCAAAAAUCAGUUUUCAGAAGUAGAUUGUUAUGACUUAAAAUAAUAGAUUAAUAUAGAAUAAUAAGAUUUUUAUAUUUCUUAUCUUCUUUGUAAAAUAUUGAUAAUAUUUAUAGGUAUUAAUCUACUGGAGUAGUUUAAAUUUAAUGAUUUAAAGUAAUAAAGUAAUAUAGCGAUUAAAUUAUUUCCACACAAAACAGCUUUUUAUUUUUUUUAAGGUAUAAUUUUAUUUUAAAUGAAUAGCUUAUUGUUUAAUUUUAGAGGAAUAAUAUGAAGGAGUUUUAGAUGUCAUUGAUUUAGAAUAAUAAAAAACGAAAUAGAAAGAUUUAUAAUUUUUAAAGGGUGAGUGUUUAAUGAGAUUUUAGGAUUUAUUCUAUAUAAGAAAAAGAAGUAUGAGGAAUCUCUAAAGUUAUUUGAGUAAUUGUAAGAUUAAUAUAACUUUGAAUAUUAUUAAUAAAUGCAAGGUUUACUUUUAGAAUUAAAUUAAAUAGGAAUCUUAUCCUUUUAUCUUGGUCAAAGGGAAUAGGCUUUAGAAAUUUUCAAAAAUAUAUACACAAGAAAUCCUAAAAAUUAACAAGCACUUUAUAAUUAAUGUAAACAAGUAAAGUGUAUUUAUAGGUGUUACAUUAUUUCAUUUAAAUGAACUUGAAGUUGCAAUAGAGUGUUUAAAUUAAGUUUAAAAUAAUUAGAAAUCUUAUCUUUUGAAAGCAUAUCAUAAUAUUCUUUAAGGAAAUUUUAAGGAAGCUGAAAAUUAAUUAAAAAAUCUUGAUAUGCAUCAUUAGAAAUAAGGACAAUGUUUAUAUGGUAAGAACAUAAUAUCUAAUUAUUAGCUAUAAGUUUAUCAGAAUCAAAUUAAUUCAAUCAAGCUGAUUAAAUAAUUAAUAUGAUAAUUUAAAAUAAUGAAUAUGAUAAGCUAUUUAUAAAACAUGGUAAUUAUGUGUAAUUAUAAAAGGAUUGAAUUUAAUUAAUAAUGGUUAUUUAUAGGAAGCUAAGAAUUUUUUUGGAAAAAUGAUAGAAAAUGGAAUGGAAUAAGAAACAUCUUAUCUUUUUUUGAGUAAGAAAUAAAAAGUGAAUUAGGUUAUAUUUUACUGGAUUUGAAAUAAUAUGAUGAAUUAAAGGAGAGUUUGGAGGAACUUUUUAGAUUAAAUCCAAGACAAUAAGGGGGAGUGAUUGAAUUGUAGGAGUAUUUAUAAUAAGAAAAUGAUGAUGAAUUAGUUAGAUAGAUUUAAGGUAAUUAAUUUUGAUAUUGAUACAAUAGAUAAGAUUAAAAAAGAAUUAGUAAAGAUUAGUUAAGAUUGUUUGUAGGAUGGUUUAAUAAGUGUAUUAAAUUUUGAUGAUGACUUUGGAGAAAUAAUGAUACAUUUGAUAAAAUUUAAAUGGAUUAGAGAUCUUUAUACAAUGUGCAUUUAAUUUGGAAUGUUAGAAGAAUAAAAAUGAAAUAUAAAAAUAAUUAUAUUUAAG